Molecule: messenger RNA, 2140 nt
Organism: Neocloeon triangulifer
Lineage: Eukaryota; Metazoa; Arthropoda; Insecta; Ephemeroptera; Baetidae
Product: transmembrane protein 209
Exons: 11
Coding region: 244-2028 (594 amino acids)
Cellular component (GO): membrane
Source: RefSeq, a predicted model, not a curated record
AGUUCUGAAUUAAAUUAGUUUCCUAUUGCAAAACUGCGGAUGAUUAUGUAACUUAAAACUUUGUCUGUACAUAUUUGAUUUGUGAUCUCAGUCGUGGCUGCAGAAUUCAACCGUUACAUAUUUAUGACUUUUGUAUAAGAACGAAUUGUGAUUUGGUUACCGCCAAGACCGGCGACCGGCUCUUCUAUUACCUCCAUCAACUCAUCGGCAUAUCAGCAUCAACAAAAGAGAAACUUUUAAAACAUGGCCUCUCUAACAUCCACGCCGCUUCUGGGAUCUUCUACUCCUGCUUCCUUGUCUCCUCUACAGUCCUUUAGCAGUUCCACUCCGAGCAGUGCCACACCAGUAGCUACUCCAACAUCAAAGCCAACUCCUGCCAAAGAGGAGGGCUACGUCGAAAAGUUCCAAAAGGUUCUCCGGUUGGAUAAGUCGGCUAAGCAGAGCCUUUUGUGGUCUGGGGUGAACGCCACCCUCUUCUCCGUUGUUCUCUACGACUUGACUGAGUCUUGCAGCCAAAGACCCAACUGGGCUGAAUAUACGGAGCUGGCAUUUUUGGUUGUGCUGUUCAUCAACAUUGUCUACCACUUGGCCAACUACUUCUACAUCUUGGUCACUUUCAAACCUGUACCUCUAACUGCUGACCAGAAAAAACUUCUCGGAGUCAGCGAGAAUGAUCCCAAAUUUCCAACCUUGACUGAGGAAAUGAUUGCAAAAAGCAAAGCACAAGCUGCUUCUGAUAAAAUUUCUCCACCUCAAACCCCCAUCAACUUUUCAGCAGCCAGCUGGUUCAACUCCACUCUCCUUUCGCAGAAAAGCACUGCAAGUCCUAAUGUGUCUGGACUCCUAAAUACACCAAACUUGAGUGCAAUGCAACAGGCAAACAUAUCCCUGAACCAAACUUGGGCCAGCGCCAGCCCUUCAUGGAAUAACUCGCUCAACUCAUCUCUUUCGACCUCUUGGAUGUGCAGGACGAACAGUGGCACUCCAACUACAACAACCCCUGUCAAUGUUGAGUCAGAUGAGCCAGUUGUGGAUGAAGCGUCACUCUUGAGAUACCUUGACAAGCUGGAGAAAAUGGAGCAGAAAAUGGUUACCAACACAAGCCAGAGCCCCUUGAAUUCGUCUCCUACAAAUUUAAGCAUCUUGUGGAACAGCCAGGUCAACUCUACUAGCCCGGACCUGAUUCUGCCUACCAACAUGACUUACCACCUUUCUACAAACAUACAGGCUCCAACGCUAAACAAGACUGGAAGUCCUGGUAUUGAAAGUCUGCCUGGUGUGACUUCAAUCUCCACCAAUGAAAAAUUCUGGCAGAAAGAGGGUGUCUCUCAAGAACGUCUAUCUCAGUGGAAUAAAAAUUUGAGACAAUGGAUCACAAUGACUGUUCUGAAUCCUGUGAUCAAAGAAAUAGACGAUGUGAAUCAGGCCCUGCAAAGACUGGGAAAUGAAGAAAGGGUCGGAUCUUCGAGUUUGGACAAAAUAAAGCCAGUGAGCAAUUCGCUUCAGGUGCAGCAGUACAUCCCAAACUUUCCCACUCUACUGACCUUCCUGGAGGUUACCCAAAACCAGCAGUACCUUGUCCAAAGAAUUAGAGAACUGGCUAGUGGUGGGUGCAUGAGUGACUUUCGCUGGAACUCUGGCGGGAACUUCAAUGGCAAGCCUUGGGACGACACUCUGCCAACGGACACCCAGAUCAUCAUGCAUUUCCUGGCUAUGUACUUGGAUGUACAAUUGCCCCCAAUGCGCCACAGACCCGACCCGAGACCUUUCUCUGCUGUCCACAUGAGCAAGGCUGUUGACAAGCCAAAGUGUGGAGACAACAUUAUUCUGAUCCACGAAGCAACAGCAAAUCCUCCUCACUACGUCCUCAUCUGGAAAAACAGUGUCUAUGAAGUUCCUAAAGGAAGAAACAACUUGCUGCACACAGUUCUGCUGUUUCUGCAUAAGCUCAAGGCGGAGGAUGCUGGAAUGCUGGGCCGCAUUAGCAUGGGACCCUCUGGGUUGAACAUCAUGUGGGUCUUAGCCUAGACAAAUCUUUUCAAUGUGAACCUCAUAAAAAUGUUUUUAAUGUAAGCUUUUUAAUUGAAAGAAAUUGGAAUGGUUUUUCAGUCAUAAUAAACUGCAAAAAUUGUUGCUACUA